Molecule: messenger RNA, 2323 nt
Organism: Micropterus salmoides (largemouth bass)
Lineage: Eukaryota; Metazoa; Chordata; Actinopteri; Centrarchiformes; Centrarchidae
Gene: rps6kb1b
Product: ribosomal protein S6 kinase b, polypeptide 1b
Biological process (GO): protein phosphorylation; signal transduction
Molecular function (GO): ATP binding; protein serine/threonine kinase activity
Source: RefSeq, a predicted model, not a curated record
GCGCAUGCUCAGUGUAGUAGCCGGUUAUGGCGGCGGUGUGUGUUUGUCCAUGAGGUGGGGGAAGCCUGCUAUCCUUGCGGUCUGUGACAGAGCGAUUCGAGCGAAGCGCUGCCAUGGCUGGAGUGUUUGACAUUGAUUUGGACCAGCCGGAGGAAAAUGUCUCCGACGAUGAGAUUGAGGAGGCUCAAAUCAAUAUCAUGGACCAGUGCAGUGGAUUUGAGUUCAACAUGGACGACUGCGAGAAGAUUGAGAUAUCAGAGGACAACGUCAAUCAGGGGACGGAGAACAUCAGACCGGAGUGCUUUGAGCUGCUGCGGGUCCUGGGGAAAGGUGGUUAUGGAAAGGUUUUUCAAGUUCGAAAAGUUGUUGGAGCCGCUUCGGGCAAAAUAUUUGCCAUGAAAGUUUUAAAAAAGGCUAUGAUUGUGCGCAACGCCAAGGACACGGCCCAUACCAAGGCAGAGAGGAACAUCCUGGAGGAAGUGAAGCAUCCCUUCAUUGUUGAUCUCAUCUACGCCUUCCAGACUGGAGGGAAGCUGUAUCUCAUUCUGGAGUACCUGAGUGGAGGGGAACUCUUCAUGCAGCUGGAGAGGGAGGGCAUCUUCAUGGAAGACACAGCCUGUUUUUACCUGGCAGAGAUCUCCAUGGCUCUGGGCCAUCUGCACCAGAAGGGCAUCAUCUACAGAGACCUAAAGCCUGAGAACAUCAUGCUCAACAACCAAGGCCAUGUAAAGUUGACAGACUUUGGGCUGUGUAAAGAGUCAAUUCACGACGGCACAGUCACCCACACUUUCUGUGGUACCAUUGAAUAUAUGGCCCCCGAGAUCUUGAUGAGAAGCGGACACAACAGAGCCGUGGACUGGUGGAGUCUGGGCGCUCUGAUGUACGACAUGCUCACAGGAGCGCCACCAUUCACUGGUGAAAACCGAAAAAAGACUAUUGACAAAAUCCUGAAGUGUAAGCUCAGCCUCCCGCCCUACCUCACACAAGAAGCUAGAGAUCUUCUGAAGCGGUUGCUGAAGAGAAACGCCUCGUCACGGCUGGGAGCGGGAACUGGAGAUGCCACAGAGGUGCAGGCUCAUCCCUUCUUUCGACACAUCAACUGGGAGGAUUUGCUGGCUCGAAAAGUGGAGCCUCCCUUCAAACCUUUUCUGCAAUCAGCUGAAGACGUGAGUCAGUUUGACUCGAAGUUCACCAGUCAGACGCCAGUCGACAGCCCGGAUGACUCGACCCUCAGUGAGAGUGCGAAUCAAGCCUUCCUGGGUUUCACGUAUGUCGCUCCAUCAGUCCUGGAAAACAUCAAAGAAAAGUUCUCAUUUGAGCCAAAGAUCCGCUCCCCUCGACGGAUCAUGGACAGCCCAAGAACCCCCCUCAGCCCAGUCAAGUUCCAGGGGGGGGAGUGCUGGGCCCGGAGCCCCCUCCUUCCCGGCGGAGGACCAAGCGUCCUCCAGUCACCUCAGGACCAGGCCAUGGAGCUGUCCACCCCAGAGCAAAUGGACGUCACAACAAGCUCCGAGGCCUCGGCCCCUCUUCCCAUCCGUCAGCCUGCCGGGGUCAACCUGGCUCAGAUGAAGCAGCAAACCUAUCCCGUCAUGGCCAAACGGCCAGAACAUCUACGUAUGAACCUAUGACCCACCGCGCCUCUUUAGGAGAGUUUAUUUCUGUUUUUUUUUUUUCUUUGUUGAUAUUUUUUAAGAAAUGAAGCAAAAAGAUACGGAUGCUAGAGACAAUUAGAAUCCCAAAAUUGCACAUCAGCACACUACAUAUACUGUCACAACUUGGGAGUUUGUGCAUGGGUCUGGGAUUCCAGCGUGCUGCAGUUAAAAGUGCUACCGACAACAUCAUUGUCUCACCACCACUCCUCUGACACCUCAGGUCUUAUGACCUUUGUCUUCUGAACUGGACUAGUAGGACUGGAAAUGUUUUGAGGAGCCUACAGCCUUUGUGCGAAUUGGAAAUCAAAGGCGAUAAUGUAUCACACAGUAUGCAAACGAUCUACUCUAAAAAUGCUGUUGGCCUCAAUUCAAGACGGCGUCCAAAGUGCUGCUUUGUGCUGUUUGAAUGAAUGCCAGCAAGGAAGUUGCUUCCAUGGGGAGAUUUUGAGAGUUCUUAAACAGAUGCUUCCUGGUUCUGAAUGAAAUGUUAUGAAUUAGGUUUACUAUUGAAGAUCAAAGAAAUCAUCAUUGUGAGCAGCGGACAAGCAGAGGUUCUGAUAUUGAUGAAUAUAGCUUAAUGUCUUAUGAUGUUUUACAAAAUGGAUGUAUUAACUGUGCUAUACAUCAACGAUGAAUCAGAGAGCCUCAAUUAAACAAGAAAAAAAAAAAAA